AGAAAAACAGAUCACUAGCUAUUGGAAGAACACGAUGAGGAAGAUGAAGCACUUGUCCUCCAUUGCUAACGACGUCGUUCUUACAUGCUCACAGGAACUAGGGUUAACCAUUGAUGAAAUGGUGGAAGAGUUUGAGCAUCAAUGGAAGCCUGGAACAGAAGGUACUUACUCCAAGAAGUUUGUAGAAUUUUGCAACUCAAAGGUGGCGAGUCGUGUUUGUGAUCAAAACAUACCUGAGAAAAUAAAAGAUGGUUCUUUUACACGUCUCACCUUCGAUAUGAUGCUGGCCUGGCAACAACCUGAUGCUAAUGACAAUGAGUCGUCUCAUCAGGAAGCUGUAGGUAAGGAAAGUGAAGACAAGAGGGUUCAAGCAACCUUAUCACCGGAGCAAGACGACAUCUCUCUUUUCUAUUCAGACAUCAUGCCGCUUCUUGCUGAUCAUGAACCAAGUGUGGGUGAAGAUGCAUUUGUGUAUUUGGCCUCAAUCGUUCCUCUCCAUGUGGAUGUCAUAAAUGGAAGAUACACAUUUGAGACUCUAACCGCUCCUACCGGCCACCAACUUCAUUUCCCAGCUUACGAUAUGUUUGUCAAAGAAAUACUCAAGUGUAUGAAGCAUUUGCAAAAGCAAGCAACGCCUAAAGGGGUCGACUUGGCGGAUGAUGAAAUUAUACUGCAUGUUGAAGGAACAAUGGCUUCACAGAGAGUGGUUCGCCACAUUAAAGAAACGAGCUGGCCUGGUAGGCUCACUUUGACAAACUAUGGACUAUACUUUGAAGCCGCGGGAAUUAUAAACUAUGAAGAUGCAAUUAAGAUAGAUCUUACUAAAGACGGUGCCAGUUCCGCAAAGCCUACUUCCACUGGUCCAUGGGGUGCCCCUCUUUUCGACAAGGCCAUUGUCUACGAGUCUCCCGAUUUUGAGGAUGGAAUUGUCUUAGAGUUUCCUGAGAUGACAAGCUCAACAAGAAGAGAUCAUUGGCUUAUGCUUGUAAAGGAGAUAACAUUAAUGCACCAGUUCUUGAAGAAAUACAAUGUUCAAGCUGCCUCACAGGCUUGGGAAGUCCAUUCGAGAACAAUAUUGGGAAUCAUACGGUUGCAUGCAGCCCGUGAAAUGCUGAGAAUUUCUCCCCCGGAUCCAAAAAAGUUUUUAAUAUUCAGUUUAUUUGAGGAAGUUCCCAAGGGAGACUUUGUACUAGAAGAGCUCGCUGAGAUUAGUCAAAAGGUGGGUGCUACCAAAAACCCGUGUAGUGCUAGCUCCAUAUUGAGGAAUAUGAACAGGGAUCAGCUUGGUAACAUAUUAAAAGAAGAGGGAGAAGCUAAGUGCAAGGAGAUAGUUAAAGAAACUGAUCAUAAAGAAGAAAUGCUUGCUUCUCUUGAAAGUGCAGUAAAUCAAACGAGAGAAGAGGGAAGGGAGAUUGAGAAGGCUAAAGCUACAACAACGGAACUCGAAGAAGAAGGGAUUACUGAAAGUGUGGCAGUUCUCAUGGAGUUGAUGAGGCCAUUACAAGACGCAUUGCCAUGGUUCCAGGAAGUGCUUUACUGGGAAAGGCCUUCUCGUACGCUUUUUGUUCUAGCCACAACUAUUUUAAUCGUCUACAAUGAGUGGGUUGGCAAGGGGAUAGCAGCUUGCUUAAUAUGGUUGGUGGUUAGAAUGGCUCAGAAUAGACAAAAGAUGGUACAGACAAAAAAGGAGGAUGCGGUAACAGUGAGCACCGAAUCUGACCAAACAGUGACUGAAAGCAUUGUGUCGGCUCAAUAUGGCUUGAUAAGACUUCACCAGUUGAUGCAGAAUGUCAACAUCACAAUCAUGAAGCUGCGAUCCAUAUAUACAUCCAAGGCUACCAAGCAUGCAAACAUGGUGAUGGCGUCGAUGUUAGCUUUGGCAAGCUUCUUUGCGGUGGUGCCAUUCAAGCUGGUCAUCAUAUUUGGUAUCAUAUACUGCUUUGUAAUGACAUCAGGUAUUGGUAAACGCAUGAGCAACGAUCAGAGUAACCGUAGAAUGAAAGAGUGGUGGGAUUCCAUACCCAUUGUUCCCGUUCGCGUACUUGACUCUUCUUCCAAGUAAUCCACAUAAUGUGAGAUUACUAAGGCGAAUGUUUUUCGUUCUUUUCUAUAAUAAACUAAAUAGAGAAAUAAUGUUUAGCACAAAGUUAUGUUCUGUAAAAUAUUCACAACCAUGUGUCACCAUGACGAUUAUAAUAAAUAAAUUAUAGUGUAUUUGUUUUUC
This is a messenger RNA of Raphanus sativus (radish), 2224 nucleotides long. RefSeq lists its product as uncharacterized. NCBI's taxonomy places the organism in Eukaryota, Viridiplantae, Streptophyta, Magnoliopsida, Brassicales, Brassicaceae. The record is from RefSeq and is a predicted model, not a curated record. Bases 35 to 2062 code for a protein of 675 amino acids. The transcript has 10 exons.